This is a messenger RNA of Biomphalaria glabrata, 1649 nucleotides long. RefSeq lists its product as uncharacterized. Gene Ontology annotation, molecular function: structural constituent of chromatin; DNA binding; protein heterodimerization activity. The record is from RefSeq and is a predicted model, not a curated record. The transcript is spliced from 4 exons. Gene Ontology annotation, cellular component: nucleosome. Lineage: Eukaryota; Metazoa; Mollusca; Gastropoda; Planorbidae. Bases 55 to 1587 code for a protein of 510 amino acids.
UCGGUCGCGCGCUGAGACAUUCUUGAUCUCAAUCAAGUCGCUCGAAACUUCGCAAUGGCUAGAACCAAGCAAACCGCUCGUAAAUCCACUGGUGGUAAGGCACCACGUAAACAGCUGGCCACAAAGGCUGCAAGGAAAUCAGCACCAGCUACCGGAGGUGUUAAGAAGCCCCAUCGUUACAGGCCCGGCACUGUCGCCCUGAGAGAAAUCCGUCGUUACCAGAAGAGCACUGAGCUUCUGAUCCGCAAACUGCCAUUCCAACGUUUGGUCCGUGAGAUCGCUCAAGAUUUCAAGACUGACCUGCGCUUCCAGAGCUCUGCAGUUAUGGCUCUCCAAGAGGCUAGCGAGGCUUACCUUGUCGGUCUCUUUGAAGAUACCAACUUGUGUGCCAUCCACGCCAAGCGUGUCACAAUCAUGCCCAAAGACAUCCAGCUUGCCAGACGUAUUCGUGGUGAGCGUUCAGUCGAUUCGGUAAAAAUCUUCUACAUCAACAUGUCUGGACGUGGUAAAGGUGGAAAGGGCUUAGGCAAAGGAGGCGCCAAGCGUCACCGCAAAGUAUUGCGUGAUAACAUCCAGGGUAUCACUAAGCCUGCCAUCCGUCGUCUUGCUCGCAGAGGUGGUGUCAAACGUAUCUCUGGUCUGAUCUAUGAAGAAACCAGAGGUGUCCUAAAGGUUUUCCUUGAAAAUGUCAUCAGGGAUGCCGUCACCUACACUGAGCAUGCCAAGAGGAAGACUGUCACUGCUAUGGAUGUGAAAAUGUCCGGACGCGGUAAAGGAGGCAAAGUUAAAGGCAAGUCCAAGUCUCGUUCAUCCCGGGCUGGACUUCAGUUUCCAGUCGGUCGUAUCCAUCGUCUGUUGAGAAAGGGGAACUAUGCUGAGCGUGUUGGUGCCGGCGCCCCUGUUUACCUCGCUGCAGUGCUCGAGUAUUUGGCUGCCGAAGUUCUCGAGUUGGCUGGCAACGCUGCCAGAGACAACAAGAAGACAAGAAUCAUUCCCCGUCACCUCCAGCUGGCCAUCAGAAACGACGAGGAGUUGAACAAACUUCUGUCUGGCGUCACCAUCGCUCAGGGUGGUGUCUUGCCCAACAUCCAAGCCGUACUUCUGCCCAAGAAGUCUCAAAAGACACCAGGUGGCAAGGACAUUCUUGAUCUCAAUCAAGUCGCUCGAAACUUCGCAAUGGCUAGAACCAAGCAAACCGCUCGUAAAUCCACUGGUGGUAAGGCACCACGUAAACAGCUGGCCACAAAGGCUGCAAGGAAAUCAGCACCAGCUACCGGAGGUGUUAAGAAGCCCCAUCGUUACAGGCCCGGCACUGUCGCCCUGAGAGAAAUCCGUCGUUACCAGAAGAGCACUGAGCUUCUGAUCCGCAAACUGCCAUUCCAACGUUUGGUCCGUGAGAUCGCUCAAGAUUUCAAGACUGACCUGCGCUUCCAGAGCUCUGCAGUUAUGGCUCUCCAAGAGGCUAGCGAGGCUUACCUUGUCGGUCUCUUUGAAGAUACCAACUUGUGUGCCAUCCACGCCAAGCGUGUCACAAUCAUGCCCAAAGACAUCCAGCUUGCCAGACGUAUUCGUGGUGAGCGUGCUUAAACAAACUCCUCCCUCUUUGCCCCAAACCAGCUAUCAACGGUCCUUUUUAGGACCAACACAUA